AUGGACGAAAGACCUCCCAGACGUCCGCGAGCGAAGUCCGAAGCAGUAAGACGACUACGAGAUCCGACAGAAGCAGCCGCAUCACCAACUAGGAGCACUCCAGCAGCCGGUCGUGCGGAUUUCAUCUCGCCCACCAGACGCGCCUCUGGCCUCGAAGGCCCCGAAGCCUCAGGGAUAGCCAAUUCUGGUCUCCGGCGACGACGCAGCGGAGUACCAAGCCUCACAUCCCGCACCACACUGGCACAGCGAACACAGGGGAAAUUCACUUUAGCCGGUCCAGAGGAAACAGCUCAACUCAGACUCGCCCACGAACCAUUCGUCCAUCCCGGAUACACAGAGCUCAACCCUGCAUAUGAGCAGCCUGCAAACGCAAAGCCGGUAUGGAGUUUAGCGAAGCCCCUGCCGCGGGUGGUGCGGCCGGGCAUGGUUCCCACCAAGGAGGAGUUACUGGAGGCGCGGGCGAACGCGCAGUUGCCGGCGGAGAACUCGCAGAAGAUGGGGCUGGAGGUUGAUCCUAAUGAUCUUGAAGCUGGGCAGAUCGAGAAGACCGCGGAUCCGCGCAAGAUGGCGGCGCAGGUGGAGGAUGCGCGCGUGCAGCGGGAGAAUAACUUUGUGAAUAAGAUACUGACUGGGGAUGGGGGGUCAACCCGGCGGCUAUCGCGUACGUCGUCGGCUCGUAUGCGGCGUCCAUCAUAUGUGGAGGGCGCGGUGGACCAGUUAUCGACCUUACAGGAAGGUGAGCAUCCGGCGGAGACGCAGCAGCCUGAAGUCCCCGGCCAGCCGCAGUCUCCCCAGCCGCAGCAGGAUCUCACUGCUGAGGCUCUGCAGCCCGUACCCGAGGAGCUCGAGCAUCAUCUAGACGAGCAUGAGCACGACCAGGAAUACGAGGACGAGCACGAGGACAAGGAUGAUAUGGCCGACUUUCCUACGCUCGACCACGCGGCUUACCCGGAGGACCUGCAUCCCCUCGUCCAGGAGCUUGUCGAGGAGGAAGUGCACAACAACCACACAACCUGGUCCGUCAUCCGCACGCACCACCGCGAGGAGCUCGCCGAGGCCCUGGCUGUCUUCGUCCAGCUCACCGUCGGCCUGUCCGCGGAUCUGUCCGUCACACUAACCGGCGCAGGGAACCCCAACACCACAGCGUGGGCGUGGGGAUUCGCUGCCAUGAUGGCCAUCUACAUUUCCGGUGGUGUGUCGGGCGCGCACCUCAACCCAACCAUCACGGUCAUGCUAUGGUUCUACCGCGGAUUCCCCAAACGGAAGAUGCCGGCUUACUUCGCGGCGCAGUACCUCGGCGCGUUCAUCGCCGCGCUGUCAGUGUACGGGCUGUACUACCACUCCAUCCAGCAAUACCUAUCCACCAACACACCAACCGACAUCAUCAACAGCUUCAUCACUAGCCAGCGGCAAACAUGGAUCGGGCCUGCGACAGCGUUCUUCAACGAGUUCAUCGGAACGGUCUGUCUCACUGUAACGGUCCUAGCACUGGGCGACGACCAGAACGCUCCCCCCGGAGCCGGCAUGAACUCGCUCAUCAUCGGCCUCGUCGUUGCGUGUCUCAGCAUGACAUUCUCGUAUCAGACAGGCGCGGCAUUCAACCCCAGCCGCGACUUUGGGCCGCGGUUGGCACUGCUGGCGCUGGGGUACGGGAGUGAGCUGUUCACGAAUCCGUAUUGGUUCUAUGGGCCGUGGGCGGGAUCCUUGGCCGGGUCACUCUUUGGAGCGUUUCUGUACGAUUUCAUGAUCUUUACGGGAGGAGAAAGUCCUGUCAACUAUCCUCUCUCCAGAACGCAGAGGGCGAUGCGAAAGAGUAGGGCGAAGUGGAAGAGGAGGCUGCAUUUGGGGAGGGAGAAGACCGUUGUUCAGUAG
Messenger RNA from Aspergillus novofumigatus IBT 16806, 1872 nucleotides. Its product is annotated as MIP/aquaporin family protein. The transcript has 2 exons. Gene Ontology annotation, molecular function: water channel activity; glycerol channel activity. Bases 1 to 1872 code for a protein of 623 amino acids. Gene Ontology annotation, biological process: water transport; glycerol transmembrane transport. NCBI's taxonomy places the organism in Eukaryota, Fungi, Ascomycota, Eurotiomycetes, Eurotiales, Aspergillaceae. The record is from RefSeq and is a predicted model, not a curated record. Gene Ontology annotation, cellular component: plasma membrane.